AUGGAUCCACUUAUUUUAUGGUUAAAAAUUGAAUAUCUCACCAUCAAGGAUCCACUUAUUUUAUGGAAUAACUUGAAAGAAAAGUAUGAUCACCUGAAGAUGGUCAUCCUCCCAAAAGCACGGUAUAAUUGGAUUCAUCUAAGGUUACAAGACUUUAAGUCAAUUAUUGAGUACAAUUCUGCAAUGUUCAGAAUUACUUCUCAAUUGAAACUCUGUGGAGAAACAAUUAGUGAUUCUGAUAUGCUGGAAAAGACGUUCUCCACCUUUCAUGCCUCGAAUGUGCUCCUGCAGCAGCAAUAUCGAGAGAAAGGUUUCAAGAAGUAUUCUGAAUUGAUUUCUCAUCUUCUCGUGGCUGAACAAAAUAACGAUUUGUUAAUGAAGAUGAGAAUCGACCUACUGGCACUACCCCAUUCCCUGAAAUGA
Molecule: messenger RNA, 423 nt
Organism: Lycium barbarum (goji berry)
Lineage: Eukaryota; Viridiplantae; Streptophyta; Magnoliopsida; Solanales; Solanaceae
Exons: 1
Coding region: 1-423 (140 amino acids)
Source: RefSeq, a predicted model, not a curated record